CUGAAUAUUUCGCGGCAAAGUUAAAAGUUGAGUAAAUAUGGUCUUUCCUCGAAGUUGGAUGAUUUUAAUUUCUUGUCAUAGAGUACAGUGAAGUAUCCAAUGCUGGCUUGUAAAUAUUCAGUUAUUUUAAAUAUUUUCACUUUAUGAGAGACGUUACAAAUCCAUCCAACCGUGCCAGUGUUGGUGCGCCCCCAUCGUAUCAAAUUGUAUACAAACUGAAAAAAAACCCCAUCACAGUCAUCAUUUCACAGGCUGCAUAUAUAUGAGAAGAUUUUCCAGAGUGUUCCCAUGAUACAGUGUUGUACAUGACUCUCCUUUGGAACAUUUGACUGGUGGUCUAGCGAUAGAGAGUCCAUGCCAUGCCAUUGAGGAUUUUAGAAACCUGAGUACAGUGUAUCUGUCCUGGAACUUGUAGAAGUGAAAGAUUUCUAAAUGAGCAUGGAUGAGAACUCAAUCACCCCUCCCCUGUCACCAGACAACCCAUACAGACUGGACAUUGAGGACAGUGAUAUGAUGUUUGCUGACGACUUGGCCAGGCAGUUCCCAUCCACUCCAGUACACUUCCCAGAUGAGGGCCAGCAGAUGGAAGUGCAGGAACCAACUCCAACAUAUACAAGCCAGCGACCAUUCUCUUGUCAUAAUGUCAAAUCUUCACCGAAGCAGCUAGAAAGUUUCCUGAAGACUAUUGAGUCGACCUACGUACCUGACCUAGAUAUCAUGGUGGAGUUAUUCAGUCAGCAGUUUGUCACUUGUCAACUGGAGCAGAACCUGGAUAAGCUUUCCUUAUUUCUUAGUCAGUGGAUUUGUCGGAUACAAAACAAAAACCCAUCACCAGCAUCAGAAGUACGGCGAUGGAGACAAGAUAUCGUCAGCUUUUAUGUUUUCUUAAAAUCCUACGUGUUGAGGUACAAUGGAGUUGACAACCAGUUACCUCCCCUGUUGAACUCUCUGCUUUCACUCAUGCAUGGCGCCUUAUUACAUGUAGACACACCCACCCAGAUACAUUUCGACUGCAUGUCCAGGGUUGACAGUUGUGAAUACAACAGUUUCCAUCUCUGCCUAGAUGUAUACUGGGAAACACUGGAACUUCUAUGUCUCAUAGUGUACAAGUUUCAAGAUCUGCCCUAUAGACAGUCUUUGAUCCAGUGUUGUGGGAGGGAGGAAGAAGAUCACAAGUCUAUGUUUACACAGGUGGUGCAGUUAGUCCUGUGGGAACUUGUCACACUGGCUCAGCAGGCAUACAGCAAGGUGUCUACAAAGGAAGCUCUGGAGACGAGUCCAUUCCCGUGUCCUUGUGUGAAAGAGAUGUGGACCAUGUGUGAAGUUCUUCUCCGACAUAGGAACUCAAACUGCUCUGAACAGCUGCUCUGGGUUCACAUCAACAACAUGCUGCAGAUCCUGCAAGAGGAUGAGGUGUCAGGAAACACAGAGAUGGAGAUAGAUUCCAAUGUUUUUGUGUAUCCAGCCACUUCUCUAGUUAUCAAAGACAAGACUGGCUUCUGUCUGUGGUUAUCAACUAAACUGGCCGCACUUCAGAGUGAUUCAUCAAAUAGUCACCCUGUACAGCGUACAAGUGACAGUAGUUACCAAGAAGUGAUGGCCGCUCUUAGAAAAUCCCUUGCAAAGACGGAUCUAUCGGAGUCAGACCUACGAUUUUACCUACAGUGUUGUGUUAAUCUUGCGGAGCACUGGAAACCACAUGUGGCGCUGUUGCUUCUCCUCUGGGAUCACUUCUAUCGCAAACUGAACAGCAAUUUCCAGUUAAACGUGGCAACAGUAGACGGUUUAGGCACUCUCAGCAAGAGCUCGCUAACUUUAUUAGAACAGUGCAAUAGACUUGGCUGUGGUCAGUACAAAUUUAAGCCUCAGGACACAAGUUUCCAGUUAUUUCUUGGUCUCCUUGGUAACCAUCUUCGCCACCUUCUUGACUCUGGUUCAAAUCAGGAAUGGAGACAGAUAAAAGGAAGAGUCUAUUCGAAAUUCCACAAAAGAAGGAUUCAGGAGCUGAUGGAGAACGGCUUUUACAACUUUACCUGUCUGUUUCUAUGUCUCGGCCUGGCUGCCGACACAGAGGAUGUUACUGGGAAAUUGUGUGACUUCUAUAACAUGGUGGACAUGUCAAGUCUGUCUCUCGGGACGACUCGGGUCAUGUGGCAGGGAAUGUUUGCCAUGGUGCACCUUUACCAGCAGAAAGAUCUGGACAUCUCUGUCCUGACCGACAGACUCGGCCAGGCCUUCAGCAGCACCUGUAUGGAAUUCUCGUGCGACGACCUUGACCCCAGACGUCGACACUUGCUAUGGAGACUUAUCCUGUUCUACAUAGAAAGCGUACAGGAAGUGUUUGAAUCCAGUUCCCAACUGGGACCCGCCUACUCACGACUUAUGUCGGAAGGGUUUAGCAGUGUCCUCAGCGGCUGUCGCAGUAAUGAGCUGGGUCCUGUCUUAGGUACCAUAGAGGUUGUGAUCACAUGUAUCAGGGAGACGAAGAAGAAAGCUGGAGCUGAGAAGAAUGUAGAAGAUGUGUAUAAUGUGAUAUGGACUAGCAUCCUGCCAGCUAUAAAAUCCCUGUCCUGCAGUCAGUCAGCCUCUCCCCUAUUGGCAGACACACUGGCGGGGCUCACCCUACUCGCUUUUGACAGCAAGAAGGAAAACUUUGUCAGUUUGGUGAAAUUUGUACAUGGUGGAACCAUCAACAGAAGUGUAUGCUGUCGGUUCUGGAGCCAUAUAUUACCAGCCGAUGGUGUGAUGACGGCUCUGUCCAGCAUGGUGCCAAACUACCAAACUGACCUCAUUCAAACCUGGGUCAGCAGCACAAUAUUUCUGCCAGCUCAAUCUUCACACCUCAUCACCAUGAACAGGUGUAUGCAGACUUUACCUGAAGUAAGAGACAUGAUGACCCAAGCUGGAAUUGGCCAGAGUGAGGCUACAGAAAAGACAACAUGUCUGCACUUCAUCAAAGCUAUAGACAUAGUCUACAACAAGACAACGGUGUGGAAGGAUAGAAUACAACUGCGUGAUAAGGCUAUGAACUACUUUUCUAAUAUUCUGCGACAGUUGUCCCCAAUAUUACAGAGUCUGAAGCCAGCAGAGACUCUUGCCAAUGCCUAUGCAGUGAUGGGAUAUAUCAUUAAAUGUUGUGCACAGCUCCUCUUUGUCCAGGCCAAGCCUGACUGCCCUCUACCCAACAUCAUCAGUGCAAUGGUUGUACCUCACUUCCUGUUUAAUUCCGACAAGGCUGUCAGUCCAGUCUUCCUGGCCGUAGUAAGGGACCACCUUCACUUGUUUGUGCGAGGGUUAGGGCGUCUGGAUUACAAGAAAGCUCCUUACGUGCAGAGAAGGUUAAAAGACGUUGUCUCAAUUUAUAUCCCAAAGUUUUGGACAAGCAGUAGUUCUCUGUCAGUAGGUACGGCUUCAUCUGUACACCCACUGGUGGUAUCCCUGAAGGAAAGUUGUGUGCGACAACCUACGGAAGUAGCCCUAGAGUUCAGGCAGUUCAUAUUAGAAUCUGUAAUGGAAAAGUUUCUGCUUCCCUCCCAGUUUACACUACCACCAAACCACCACUUGGCUUUGAUGUUCCUGAAGGAGAUAAUUGGUAGGACUUACUGUAAGGAUGUAGCAGCAAGGGAUACAACGACUGUCCUAGGUGGUGUGCUCACUGUAAUGGUGUUAUCCGAUGUACAGUCCACAUACCAGUGUGCCCAGAAGAUAGCCACCAAUCUCCUCGAAGGCUGCAAAGUUUCGGCUACAACCACAUUAACCGAUGUGGCCGCAACACUGGAAGCAUUCAUAACCGUCCACAAGAAGACCCACCUUGACCACUGUAUCCAGGCAUUGGACAAGGUGUCGAAAUCAGGGGGCAUCUUUAUAAGGAACAUUCUUCCCAAAAUACAGCACUACAUUGUGGAGCACGAGUCUCACAGAGGAGUCGGGUCCGAUUCCAAGCUCAGACAGAACUACACCAACCUAUCAAGAAAUGUUAGCUGUAAGCCACCAGGUGAUACUUGACAGGGGCCGCUUGUCAGAACAUAUGAACUAUUUACGUACUGUAAAUGCCAAUACUUUAUAACUAACUUGAAUGCAUGUAUAAGGUAACAGGCUAUAUUCCGUCUUUGCAUAUUGCAGAGUUAUCUUCUCUUGGGAGCAGGUAUUGA
Mizuhopecten yessoensis (Yesso scallop) is the source of this 4151-nucleotide messenger RNA. Its product is annotated as protein MMS22-like. The record is from RefSeq and is a predicted model, not a curated record. The coding region runs from base 433 to 4005 and encodes 1190 amino acids. The transcript is spliced from 35 exons. Lineage: Eukaryota; Metazoa; Mollusca; Bivalvia; Pectinida; Pectinidae. Gene Ontology annotation, cellular component: nuclear replication fork. Gene Ontology annotation, biological process: replication fork processing; double-strand break repair via homologous recombination.